This is a messenger RNA of Cimex lectularius (bed bug), 3313 nucleotides long. RefSeq names its product nuclear export mediator factor NEMF homolog (gene Clbn). The transcript is spliced from 17 exons. The coding region runs from base 137 to 3211 and encodes 1024 amino acids. Gene Ontology annotation, biological process: ribosome-associated ubiquitin-dependent protein catabolic process; rescue of stalled cytosolic ribosome. The record is from RefSeq and is a predicted model, not a curated record. Gene Ontology annotation, cellular component: RQC complex. Lineage: Eukaryota; Metazoa; Arthropoda; Insecta; Hemiptera; Cimicidae. Gene Ontology annotation, molecular function: ribosomal large subunit binding; tRNA binding.
CCUCUGUUUCUCCUUCAACUGAUCCAACUCCACAUGAUUAAUUUGAACAAAUCGGUUAUAUCACAUCCCUGGUAUAUCCACGGCUGUCAGUCGUAAAACUCAACCCGAGAGGUUGAUAAACUCGGGCCGGAAUAAAAUGAAGACUGUUUUCAAUUCUCUCGACUUGGCGGCCGCUGUCCAAGAGCUGAAAAGCUUGCAUGGGAUGCGGAUAAACCAGAUCUACGAUAUAGAUCAUAAGACAUACAUUUUUAGGUUUCACAGUCCGAAUAAGAAGACAGUACUUCUCAUAGAGUCAGGUUCACGCAUUCACAUUACAACAUACACAUGGCCAAAAAGUCCGUGUCCUUCUGGCUUCACGAUGAAGCUGAGGAAACACCUAUCAAAUAAAAGACUAGAAAAUAUCAACCAACUUGGGAAUGAUAGAAUAGUUAUAAUGCAAUUUGGUGUCGAUAUAGCGAUGCAUUAUUUAAUAGUAGAAUUUUUUCAACGGGGAAACAUCAUACUUACGGACAACACUAUGUCUAUUUUAAGUGUGCUUACACCACACAAAGAAAAAAACGUCAGAUUUGCAGUUCGUGAGAAAUAUCCGAUGGACCGAGCGCACGAAAAAUUAGCCCCACCUACUUUUGAUAAACUCCAGGAAAUGAAAGCAAAUGCCAAAAAGGAUGCAACUAUUCACAAAUCUCUUCUGCCAGUUAUAGAUUUUGGAGCUUCUCUCAUUGAACAUGCCCUUGUGUUGUCAGGGCUUGCAAAAAACACGAAAUUUUCUGGCGAUAUUCCUGAAGAUAAGCUUAAACUUCUAGAGCAAAAUCUAUUAAAAGCUGAAGAAAUUUUUAAUGAAAUUUCUACCAAAGGGUGUAAGGGUUAUAUCAUCAAACAAACUGUGAAGAAUGUGGAUGGUACUGAUAUUGAAAAUUAUCUUGAAUUCCAUCCUUAUCUAUUUAAGCAGUUUGAAAAUUCACAAUUUAGCGAAUAUGAUACAUUUAAUGAUGCUGUUGAUGACUUCUUUUCUAAAAUCGAGUCACAAAGUAUUGAAAUGAAAGCUGUAAUGAUGGAAAAAGAGGUUCUUAGCAAAGUUGAAAAAAUAAAGCAAAAUCAGGACAGCAGGAUUUAUGAAUUAACUGUCACGCAAGAAACUGAUAAGAAAAAAGCUGAUCUGAUUAUGUGCAACAGCGAUAUCGUAGGAGAUGCAAUAUUGAUUAUAAAUUCAGCGUUGGCCGCUCAAAUGGACUGGUCUUCCAUAGACACAAUGGUUAAAAAUGCUCAAAGCCAGAAAGAUCCAGUUGCUUUAAUAAUUAAAUCUCUUAACUUCCAGACCAAUCAUAUAACACUCCUUUUAAGAGACAUUUAUGAUGAUGUAUAUGGUGAGAGCGAACCUACUCCUGUGGAUAUUGACCUGGCUUUGUCAGCCCAUGCUAAUGCUAAACAAUACUAUAAUCACAAGAAGUAUGCUGCACAAAAAGAGAAAAAGACUUUAGAAUCACAAGACAAGGCACUCGUGUCGGCUCAAAAGAAAGCGAGAACCGCUCUUAAAGAGAUCAAAACCCUGACAACAAUAAAAAAAAUCCAAAAGCCAUACUGGUUUGAAAAGUUUUAUUGGUUUAUAAGUUCAGAAAAUUAUUUAGUUAUUGGAGGAAGAGAUCAGGCACAGAAUGAACUCAUUGUAAAGCGCUAUAUGACAGCUGGAGAUUUAUAUGUCCAUGCUGAUAUCCACGGUGCUAGCAAUGUUGUAAUUAAAAACCCUUCUGGUAAACCUGUACCUAUUAAAACAUUAAAUGAAGCUGGAACGAUGGCUGUAUGCUGCAGUGUCGGUUGGGAUGCUAAAAUUCUUUGUUCGGCAUGGUGGGUUACUCAUGAACAAGUGUCAAAAACUGCGCCAACCGGUGAAUACUUGCAGACGGGAAGUUUCAUGGUUCGAGGGCACAAAAACUAUUUACUUCCUGCUCAACUGGCCAUGGGGUGUGGUUUUUUGUUCAGAGUCUCAGAUUCUUCAGCAGAGAGACAUAAAGAUGAAAGACGAGUACGGAAUGUUGAAAAUAUUUAUGAACAAUCUACUUCUGAAAAUAAAGGUACAGAUGACUCUCGUAUUGAAGAUGAUAGACAAGGCGAAAAAUCAGACAACACUUCAGGAGUCGAAGAGCAAACUGUUCGACUAGAAGAACAAUUUGAAACUCUUAGUGUUAGUUCUAAGAGCUCAGGUGAUGAUGAUAAUGAAAACAAAGACACUAUAUCGCUGUCAAAAGAUGAAUGUGAUGACUCCGGGAAAGGGCAGCCUUUGCAGCCCGACAAAAGUGCAAGUGACGUCAACAGAAAUGACUCGGACGAUGAAGACGAUUCGGGCAAUGAAGGGCCGUCAUUACAGUGUGAAGAGGAGAAGAGCGACGUUAAAAAAGACAAAUUGGAAAUAUACGAUGACGAUUCCGGCAAUGAAGGGCCACCUUUACAGUCCGAAGAAGAUAAUGAUUUGAAGCAAUCAGACAAUAAAAACAUAAAGGCUAAACAGAAACCUAGAAACACAAACAAAAAUGUUAACCAACAACGCGGGCAGAAAGAAGAAAAACAAACAGAUUUUGCUGUCCCGAGCAAUUCAAAACAAGCCAAAGAGACUGCACCUUUGAAGAGAGGCCAACGGAGCAAACUAAAAAAAAUCAAGGAAAAGUACAAAGACCAAGACGAAGAGGAGAAAAAACUACGCAUGCUCGUUCUUGCCUCUGCCGGUGAGAAGAAACUGACGAAAAAGGAAAAGAAAAACUUGAAAAAUCAAAAGCCACAGAUCACUGAGAAGCCCAAAUUUAAGAAACCAGCCGAAGUUACACAGAAAGUAAAAGAACCGGAAGAUCUUGACGAAUUGGAACAGAAAAUACAGACAGAUUUAGACGCCCUUGCAGUCCUGACAGGACAGCCAUACCCAGACGAUGAACUUUUGUAUUCAUUACCCGUGAUAGCACCGUAUAGUACCUUACUUAACUACAAAUUUAAACUGAAGCUUGUGCCUGGGACUACGAAAAAAGGCAAAGCGGCAAAGUUGGCCGUCGAAACAUUCAUUCGAAAUGAAGAGUGCACCCAAAGGGAAAAAGAACUGAUCAAGACUGUGGAUUGUCAGAAGUUUGCGACAAACUUCCCUGGGAAAGUCAAAAUUUCAGUACCGAUUUCUACAAAAAAGAAGAAAAACCCUGCAAAGCCGUCAGUCGGGGGAGAAGAAACUUUCUGAAGUUUCAACUUAUACUCUAAAUUUGGAUUUUUUCAAAAUGAAAAACAAAAGCCCUUUCGUAAAUUGUAUAUAAAUUCAUUGUGAUAAAUUUGUACUUACGGA